AUGUCUACAUUCUCAAGAUAUCCAAACAUCUCACCCCAUUUGGCUGAGAUUGUGAAACCCCAUUUACCAAAGGAUGGGUCACCUGAAAUUGAUCCAUCGACCAAGUCAAAUUAUUACAAUUUCAAGGUCGAGCAUUUGUACCUCGAUUUAGCCGUGAGAUUUGAUAAGAAGCGUCUUAUUGGUUCAGCUUCUUUUGAUAUCAAGGCUAUUCAAGACUCUGGUAACAUUAUUCUGGAUUCAUCGUUCUUGAAUAUCAAGGAUGUUUUCAUCAAUGGCGAAAAGACAUCAUUUACUGUGAAGCCAAGAGAGGAGCCACUAGGCUCUCCAUUUGUUAUUAAUUAUUCAGUGAGAAUAAAUGAUUCAUUUAAGCUGAAGGUGGAUUAUGAAACAACUGAUAAAUGUACUGCAUUACAAUGGCUAGACCCAGAGCAAACGGAUGGUCACAAGCUACCAUAUCUGUUCUCACAGUGUGAACCAUCACACGCUCGAUCUUUCUUCCCAUGCUUUGAUACCCCCUCAAUAAAAGCACCUGUAUCAUACCAUAUAACUUCUCCAUUAAAUACAUUGGUUUCCGGCUUGUUGUCAGACAAGAAGCCUUCUUCCAGUGAUCCAAAACAUUUUGUUUAUCACUAUGAACAGCCUGUUCCUAUUCCAUCCUAUUUGGUUUCCAUAGCAUCCGGUGAUAUUGUGGGUGCAAAAAUUGGACCUCGAUCCACCGUUUACUCAGAGCCUUCCUUCAUUGACAAAUGCCAAUAUGAGUUUGAAGCUGACACUGAAAAGUUUAUUAAGACUGCUGAGGAUUUGGUGUUUGAGUAUGAAUGGAAAGAGUACAAUGUUCUAAUCCUACCGCAGUCGAUGCCGUUUGGUGGUAUGGAACAUCCAAAUUGUACCUUUGCCACACCCACCUUGGUUUCCGGUGAUCGCGAAAAUGUUGAUGUCAUUGCUCAUGAACUUUCUCACAGUUGGUCUGGAAAUUUGGUCACUAACUGUUCCUUUGAACACUUUUGGUUGAAUGAAGGCUGGACUGUUUAUCUUGAGCGCCGUAUUAUUGGAAAACUGCAUGGUGAUAAGUAUAGAGACUUCAGCGCUAUCAUUGGAUGGACAGAUUUAGUUAAUGCGAUUGAUGCCAUGGGUGACACUGCCAACAGAUACAGCAGCUUAAUUCAAGACUUAAAGGAUGGAACUGAUCCUGACGAUUCGUUCAGUGAUGUACCUUAUGAAAAAGGCUCUAAUAUGCUUUACACAAUUGAAAAAACACUGGGUGGAAAAGAGCAAUUUGAUCCCUUUAUCAAAUACUACUUUAGGAAAUUUAAGUACAGUUCAUUGGAUACAUAUCAAUUCUUAGAUACUCUUUACGGCUUUUAUGCUGACAGAAAGAAUAUUUUGGAUACAAUUGACUGGCAAAGAUGGCUAUAUGGGCCAGGAUUACCACCAAAGCCAAAGUUUGAUACUGAACUUGUUGACCAAUGCUAUAAUCUAUCUGACAAAUGGAUCAAAGUUGCAUCAACAACACCAGAACAGCUUGAGUCUAUAUUUGAUCCAUCUGAUAUUAAGAACUUCUCAUCCAAUCAAAAUUUGGUCUUUUUGGAUACGUUGGUUGGCUCUGAUGGCGAUGACGGAUUUCAUUGGAAUUCAUCAAGUGGAAGAAAAGCAGUUGAAGUUAUGGGAAAGAAGUAUGCAAAUUAUGAGACAUCUCAAAACGCCGAGGUUCUUUUCCGUUGGUUCAGAAUUCAGUUGAUUGCAAGGAUCGAAUCUUCUUAUAUUAAAUUGGCUGACUGGCUUGGAACAGUUGGACGUAUGAAAUUCGUGAGACCUUCUUACAUCUUGUUGAACAAGGUUGAUAGAGCUCUUGCCUUGAAAACAUUUAAAAAGUUUGAAGCAGGCUAUCAUCCUAUAUGUCGCUCGAUGGUUAAAAAAGAUCUUGGUUUAGCAUAA
This is a messenger RNA of Brettanomyces bruxellensis, 1935 nucleotides long. RefSeq lists its product as uncharacterized. The transcript has a single exon. The coding region runs from base 1 to 1935 and encodes 644 amino acids. Gene Ontology annotation, biological process: proteolysis. Gene Ontology annotation, cellular component: cytosol. Gene Ontology annotation, molecular function: zinc ion binding; epoxide hydrolase activity; aminopeptidase activity. Lineage: Eukaryota; Fungi; Ascomycota; Pichiomycetes; Pichiales; Pichiaceae. The record is from RefSeq and is a predicted model, not a curated record.